Messenger RNA from Bemisia tabaci, 1825 nucleotides. The record is from RefSeq and is a predicted model, not a curated record. NCBI's taxonomy places the organism in Eukaryota, Metazoa, Arthropoda, Insecta, Hemiptera, Aleyrodidae.
GUUAUGGAGUCUAUAAACAAACAUUCGAAACAGCGAGGACGGGUCAUCGAAUUUCGGGAGCUUCUCUACGGCUAUCAUAGAGUAAACCCUCUGUUUGGGGCCGACUACGUUCUCGACAUGCUCCUCAUGUAUAAAAAAUACCGCGGCAGAAAAAUGACCGUGCCUGUUCGCAGACACGCAUACCUCCAGCAACAAUUUACCGGGUUGGAGAUCAGAGAAAUUGAGCUAGACCUAACACUAGAAGGAUGGCACGAAGAUCGUCCCAGCGAGCGGCUCAUCGAGGACGACGUGAAUUUCAACGUGAAGCGACCGAAAAAGGCCAUGACCAAGUUCCCGGAAACGGCCGAGACCUCGGACCUCAUCAUCGUGUCUCCCAAUAGCGAGCCUGUCACCUUCGAUCAAGUCCAGUUCCUCCGGCAACAGCACAUCAACUUCAUCCUCCCCUUGUCCGGCAGAUUCCCAACUUUCCGCCGCUUCGUUCACACAUUUGAAGAGGUAUGCCUGAAAGAAAAAGAGUCAGCGUCGCUGUACGUGAUGCUGUUCCCGAGCGAUGUGGACAACUCAGUGAACGAGACGCUGUCCUUGGUGCAGGAGGUACAGCGGCGGUAUCCACGUGCCAAGAUCGUCGUCUACCCAAUCUUCGCCGGCUUCACGCGGGCCCUGGCCCUCGAUGAAGGGGCCCGCCUCGUCCCCGGCGACGGACUUCUAUUCUUCAUCGACGUCGACAUGACGUUCACCCGCGAGACCUUGGCUAGGGUCCGGCUCAACACCAUCCGCGCUCGAUCCGUCUACUUCCCCAUCGUCUUCAGUGAGUUCGACCCGGAAGUGGCCUUCCUCUUCGCGCCUGGCAACCAGGACCAAGACAAAGAUCGCGUCACCGUCAACUCUGGCUACUGGCGCCAGUUCGGUUUUGGCAUCGCCAGCCUUUUCAAGUCCGAUUACUUCCGGGUUGGUGGCUUGGACACAAAAAUCAAAGGCUGGGGAAAAGAAGACGUGGAUCUCUAUACGAAAUUCAUUCUCUGCUCUACAUCCAUAAGCGUCUUCCGGGCGGUGGAUCCGGGACUAUUUCACCGUUUUCACAUAAUCACAUGCAGCCCCAAACUUGACGACGCUCAACUGAAGAUGUGCAAAGAUACAAGAUUUGAAACUUACGGAUCAGUCCCUUAUCUAUCGAGCAUCCUUGUUAGUAAUUUAACCGGCUACAUAAACUUCGCUAAUAGUCGGCAAAGGAUUUCGUCUCUGAGCUGAAAUUAGUCCAGGAAGGUUUCUAUAACAAUUUCACUUGUCGGGAGAAGAGGGAAAGUGGGAAGAUGAUUGGAAGCCUCCAAUUCGGAGCUGACUACAGCCUUGGAAAAAGUCUAUCAAAAAGUGUGAUCGUUCAGGGGAGAGUGGAAGUCGGAAGUGGAUUCUAUCUCGGAUCUUAGUAAGAUCAGUAUUUGAAUCAAUUAAAAAAUAAAUUCUGCAUCUAUUCCUGAAAAUUGUCCUCUUAAUAUACUUUAUUUAACCUUUUAAUUUUAAAUUAUAGUCCAAUCUAGCCCCAAAAAGGGCCCAACCUCGGCCAAAUUCGCAUAAACUUCUUUAUUGUUUAAGUAACUCCAAAACAUGUCUACAUUCCCCAAAAAAAGCCUACCGUUCUAGUCGAAGGGCCACGAAGUUACUUUCGUGUGCAAACCUGAAACUUUCUGAGUACCUUGUUGGGUCUCUGGAACGCCUUUUUCUAGCAAUAAAAUUGUCCUGAUUCCGGGGCAACAUAUUCAAAAUGGCCGCCAUGGCCAAAAUCGAAGGGUCCAGAGGUGCUCUUUGAAACCCACGGUGUAUUCGAAAA